CUGGAGCUCCGCCGGUGCAUGGCAGCAUGGCAGGCCUCAGGCUCCCUGGAAUGGGCCCUCGUGUCCAGACAAACGGGUUCGCAGCCAGACUCGACAAGGCCGAACUCAGGGCAAACGCCAUCAUCGGAAAAAUCACGACUUCGGAGCUUGGCCGUGCAAGCAAAGCCGCCGCGCCAACUUUCUGUCCGGGCGCUCCAGAAACUUGCCGGCCCGCGCCGCGCGACACCUCCCCCCAGCUCCUCCCCCCGAGGCCACCUCGGGGGCUCUACUCCUGGGUAUUCUGUCUCAGGGGCUCCGACGAGCAGGGCAAACCAAAAGGGGGGGAGGACGAGUGAGGGGAGCAGGAAGAAACGGGGGAUGCGGGGAAUGAGGAGAGGGGAGAGGAGGAGCAGAAGGGCGUGCGGCUCACGUGGUGACGGUCCUCUCCGCGUGAGGGGCGGAAGGAGGAGCCACUCACCCCGCUCGGUGGACCCUCCCGCGGGCUGCGCAGAACAGAACCCGAUGUGGUCAAGGCAACGGCGAGGGCUCCUCUGGCUUCAGGUUGAACCUGUUGGCCCGCUCCUUGUCGAGAGGCUGCCGACCGCCCAGGGUUCCCUGGCAGACCAUCCACUCCUGCUCGCCUUGUUCCAGUGCGUAUCGUUCAUGCCGAUGGCGCAUCCGUGGUCGAACGCCAACUCCUCCAGUGGCUUCUUCACGGAAUCAGGCAAGCCCUCAACCUGCGC
Messenger RNA from Prorocentrum cordatum, 722 nucleotides. NCBI's taxonomy places the organism in Eukaryota, Dinophyceae, Prorocentrales, Prorocentraceae. The record is from the annotation of a GenBank genome assembly.